AUGGAGUCGCAGAAUUUGCAGGCAGCUUCGACUUAUGUGAACAAUAUACUGCUUGCGAGGGGCCUCCUGAAGGGUGGACGUGCGAUCGAUUUCGCAGAACCCGAAAACGAAGAUGGAGGGGCCGAUGCCACAAUGGCUCGUGUGAUCAAUCUGGUUAACGAUUUAGUUUUGAGACGAGAUCGCGAAGCUGAACACCGCGAAAGCUUGUCCACGACUAUUCGCACACUCCAGACGACAGAGACGGAACAGACUGCGGAGAUUGGGAAACUCAAGACCAAAACAUCCGAAUUGACCCGCUCGUUGGCCCUGGCAGAGGCCCAGGAGCGCGCGCUCAAAACAAACGUCACCAACGCGGAAACGACCAUCCGAGGAUUGAAGGAACAAGUGCAGCGCAUGAAAAGCACCGUCUCGCAGGUGCGCGCGCAAUGUGCGAACGAUAUUCGCAAGCGGGAUUUGGAGAUGCAGAAGCUUAAAUCGCAUUUGGCCGAUAGACAACGAGGCAAACGUGAAGGCCUAGGUGUUACGACAAUCAACAUCAACCCCGCAGCGGAUCGUUCGCGCCUUGGGGCCAGUGGUGGUGAUAAAAUCAAUGACCCCGGAUACAGCUUGAAGCAGGAAACAACCGACUUCCUGACGGAAUUGUGCCAAAACCUUAGCGACGAAAAUGAUACGCUCAUUGAGCUUGCGCGAAACACCGUCCACACUUUGAAGGACCUACAGGGCUUGCCGCAGGCGGAAGCUACAACCGAUACCGAACAAAAUGGCAUGGCUGCAAGUGUGGCGCAGAAGUCUGGGCCUGUUACUUCAUUGCCAACCUCGUGCGAAGAAUUAUCCACCCAUAUGGCGACAGUGCUGGAUCACCUCCGGAUACUACUAACCAAUCCGUCAUUCGUCCCGCUGGAAGAGGUUGAGGUCAGGGACGAGGAAAUCACACGUCUUCGGGAAGGCUGGGUGAAGAUGGAAGGCCGGUGGAAGCAAGCUCUGACUAUGAUGGGCAGUUGGCAGCGUCGGCUUGCCGACGGCGGGGGCUCUAUUCAAGAGGAAGAGUUGAAGCACGGCAUGGACCUGGACCUCAGCAUAAACGCACCCGAACCAAGCGUGCAAAGUGCGGAUUCUAACCCUAUACCCACGAUCCUUGAAGAUCAAGACGAAGAGCAAGAUUCGCGCCACGUCGAGCAGGACACAGAGCAAAAAGCAUCAGAGCCGGAGAUUUCUAACCCUCGGACAAGGUCAAAGAUUCGAAAAGUACCCGAGCGACCUGACCGUGCCUUAAGAGAGCGAAAUGAUAACAGCAUGGCAAAACGCCCCCGAAAGGUUUCAUUCACCCCUGGUCUACAAGGAUCUCCAGCCGUUGAGAAUGUCGACGACGAAACCCUCGAAAUCAAAGCCUAUAAAACAGAGAGUGUGACCCGCAGGCCAGCAAGACGCAAGACCCAGUCGAAGGAAGCCCGCCAGCUCAACAAUGAAUCUCUGAGCGUCCAACAAAAGCUGGCCGCGGUCGAGGACGAGGCCCGAGCAGCUCAGAAUGAACAAAAAGAGCGUGAAUCACGAAAGAGGAGUCACCCCGAUAAGGCCUCCAAGCCUCCCAACCGUCGACGGAGUACACUUACCACUGACGAGCUUGGCGAACUGAUGGGCGUGGCCCGGUAA
Penicillium olsonii is the source of this 1650-nucleotide messenger RNA. Lineage: Eukaryota; Fungi; Ascomycota; Eurotiomycetes; Eurotiales; Aspergillaceae. The record is from the annotation of a GenBank genome assembly.